Molecule: messenger RNA, 2870 nt
Organism: Toxotes jaculatrix (banded archerfish)
Lineage: Eukaryota; Metazoa; Chordata; Actinopteri; Toxotidae
Gene: slc25a1a
Product: solute carrier family 25 member 1a
Exons: 9
Coding region: 1-1080 (359 amino acids)
Biological process (GO): mitochondrial citrate transmembrane transport
Source: RefSeq, a predicted model, not a curated record
AUGUCCUCGCUGCUAAAGCCGUUUUCGGUGUGUGAGGGGCCGUGCGAGAGCUGCGGUGUGAGGAGAGGAUGCCCGAGCUCGGCUCCGCAUCAGCAGCCUCCGUUCCAGUGUCUGGCCGCCGCGGCGGGGCUGGGCUCUCUGCCGGCCCACCAGCGGUCGUACGCGGCGAGGAGGAACCUGGCGGCUGCUGCGGUCGGAGGGAGAAAAAUCACGCAUCCCGGAAAGGCUAUACUUGCAGGUGGCAUUGCAGGAGGAAUAGAGAUCUGUAUCACCUUCCCCACAGAGUACGUAAAGACCCAGCUGCAGCUAGAUGAGAGGGCCAAUCCUCCGAGAUACAGAGGGAUUGGUGACUGUGUGAAGUUGACCGUGCAGGAUCAUGGACUCAGAGGGUUGUAUCGAGGUCUCAGCUCCUUGCUCUAUGGAUCCAUACCCAAGUCUGCAGUGAGGUUUGGCACGUUUGAGAUGCUCAGCAACCCCAUGCGAGAUGCUACAGGUCGGCUCGAUAACACGCGGAGCCUCUUGUGUGGGUUAGGAGCGGGGAUAGCAGAGGCCAUCGUAGUCGUCUGUCCCAUGGAGACGCUCAAGGUUAAGAUGAUCCAUGACCAGUGCUCUCUCAGACCUCGUUACAGAGGCUUCUUUCAUGGAGUCAGUGAGAUUAUCAGAGAACAGGGUGUGAGGGGGACGUAUCAAGGUCUGACAGCGACUGUGCUGAAACAAGGAACCAAUCAGGCCAUUCGAUUCUAUGUGAUGAACGCGCUGCGCAAUUGGUACAAAGGGGAUGAUCCCAGACGAGAGAUGCACCCGAUCGUCACGGCAAUGUUUGGAGCUACGGCUGGAGCUGCCAGUGUUUUUGGAAAUACACCUCUGGAUGUGGUGAAGACCAGGAUGCAGGGUUUGGAGGCCCACCGCUACAAAAAUACAAUGGACUGUGCCUUCCAGAUCUUGAAGCAGGAAGGACCACAGGCGUUCUACAAAGGGACAGUUCCGAGGCUUGGCCGCGUGUGCUUGGACGUGGCCAUAGUCUUUGUUAUCUAUGAGGAGGUGGUCAAACUACUCAACAAUGUGUGGAAGACCCAGUAGACUGACCACACAGUGGCAGAGGUCCAGAGGGAAGCACAGACCAGUGCCUCAUGCUACACACAACUGAACACCUCUAUUCUAGUUCAUACUAGCUCUCUGCAUUAACCCCGAGCAGAUGACACUUCAUCUUAGACCAGUUUUCCACUCAUAAAAUAAAUGAUUUGCAGGACUUAACUAAACACAGUCAUAACGAGGGAAGGGAGAGUGACUAGUUGAAGAAAAACAUCUGUUUUGCAUUUCUCCUCUUUCUCUCUAGAGGCCAGACUUAGGAAUAAAGAUCAUUUUAUUUUGAAGGACAGGAAAAGGCUAAGUGAAAUGAAGUAGGUGACGUGUUAUUCUGUGCACCUGACCAAACUUAAUGUUAUUAACCAAAGGUUUAAAUUAGAAGGGGGAUAAAAAAGAAACACAAAAACUUGAGUAGGUUAAAAACAGAUAUUACGUAUGUCUAAUGUUUUAGCAUUCUAUGACUGUUGUUACCGUACAUGUUGUAAAGUGUAAACACUUUGUACUGAAACCAUAAAUGUGUCUUCUGAUUCACUGAGUACUUACUAUACUGAGGGAAGAACAGAGAUGCUUCUGGAUGCAACCAAGCCUGCUGCAGUACUUUAAAAUGUCCGUACAGUACUUCAACACAUGGUUGUUGUAAUUGCUUACUUGACUGUGCUCGUGGCAUCAUCACACUAAAAUAGUCGCACUUUUUCCUCGCUGUGUCUUGGUGAUGAAGUCUAGAUACUGUUCAUUGUGUAUUUAGUGGCCGCUGCUGACAACAAGAGUAUGGCUGCAUGAAUCUUGACGUGGCGUUCGUCGUGUUACGCACUGACAGUGGCUUGCAGGCUUGUUGAGGCUACACUAACUGGUCUGGAGUCAGUACCUCUCCUUCAGACAGUUUUAGAGUUUUAACCAGAUGACUAAUCAUGAAGCACAUAUUGUAUGAAACAAAUCCAUAUGUAGCACAAUCUUCACAUGCAGUCUUAAAGGGUUGGAGAUAAGAGUUUAUUAGUAGAAGUUUUUGAUAACUAAUUGUUGCCAUUGUGGGAAAAUUACUACAUUUUCAGCUGAGUUACUGACGUCUUCAGUAGGUGGUUGAAUUCUCCACAGCUGCAUGUGAAGGCUUUCGCUGGAAAAUGUGGCCAGACAUGCUUUGUCCAGAUCUUUGGUCAGGCUGGCCCAUGCAAUUUCCAACCAAGGUGCCGGUGCGCUGCCUUCUUCUCCACAUGCGGUUGCAGGAUGUAAAACAUAACUGACUUUGUAAGCCAUAUGAUUUCAAUGUGCUUGAGCUUUCAAUGAUUUCUUCAUGCUUCUUGAUUCACUUAUCAAACUAGACCCCAAGUAUGUCACUUUAAUAUUCUUUGUUUACCUCACCUUAACUUGUUUCAUAAGCUUUUUGUACACUAAUUGAUGAAAUGGUUAAUUAGUUGUCUUUUAAUGCAUUCACUCUUGUCUAACAUGGUGUUUACAUAUGUUAAGUUCCCAACAAGGGGAAAGUAGAUAUGUCAGAGGCUCGAUAACAAAACAAGUGUUUAAGCAAGGCUUGGUUUCAAUUGACCUAGUUGCACCACACACAGCCUUGCACAGAAGUCUUUUACUCCUCUUUGCCAAACUGCUUCAGUAGAAUCUCCAAUCUAAUAUCCCUGAUUGGAGAAAAUCCUUAGAGCACCACAAUACUGUUUAAUUGUUAUGUCUCUAUUGUUUUGGUUUCAUUAACAAAAGCACAUUUUAACUGUGUAGAAUCUUUGUGUUUAUGCUUUGCUGGCCAGGCUCAUCGUACAGCGCAUCCAGUUCAGUGCAAU